Homarus americanus (American lobster) is the source of this 2382-nucleotide messenger RNA. Its product is annotated as zinc finger protein 830-like. The record is from RefSeq and is a predicted model, not a curated record. The coding region runs from base 112 to 1077 and encodes 321 amino acids. NCBI's taxonomy places the organism in Eukaryota, Metazoa, Arthropoda, Malacostraca, Decapoda, Nephropidae. Gene Ontology annotation, molecular function: nucleic acid binding; zinc ion binding. The transcript is spliced from 7 exons. Gene Ontology annotation, biological process: mitotic DNA damage checkpoint signaling; nuclear DNA replication; mitotic DNA replication checkpoint signaling. Gene Ontology annotation, cellular component: nucleus; spliceosomal complex.
AGCACCAACUAAUAUCAAGCGAAGCAGACUGUGGGUAGUGUGAGGCCCUACUGUGUAUCUUGACUUAUACAUGGGACGCUCAUUGUGGAACUACUGAAUGUUAUCUUCAAAAUGAAUAACAACCGAAGUAGACCGCAGGAUGUUAAGAAGUUGAUACAAGAACAAUUGAAAACAAAAGCUGUCACCAAACAGAUUGACUCGCCAUAUGCCAAAUACAACAGUCGAGGGCAGCUGAUGUGUGUGGUGUGUGGGACGGUGGUGAAGAGCGCUAUUAUUUGGCACGCUCAUGUUAAUAAGAGGUCUCAUGUGGAGAAUCUUGCAGAACUCAAGAAAAAACAACAACAAGUAAACAGUCAACAGUUAAGCAGCAACAAAGUUAGCAGCACCAAACCUUCAGGUGGACAAAAGCGGCCUUCUUCUCCUGCCUCACAGUCCCCCAGCAAGAAACAAGCAACAGUUCCAUUUAAACCAAAAGGAAUCUUAAAGAAGGUCGGCACAUCCUCUUCUGAUGAUGACAGUAGUGAUGAAGAGGAACCCCAGCCUGCUCCAGUCAUGCAAAUAAAGAGAGAGAAUGGGGCUGGGACUGAAAAAGAAACCUCUAAUGAUGUUCCAGAAGGCUUCUUUGAUGCAGAAGAAACUCCUGCAAAACCUCAAGAAGAGGAAUCAAUAUACAAAGAAAGGCCACCCAAGCCCAAAGAUCCACCAAAACCAAAUACAACUGAAGUUUUACCUGAGGGAUUCUUUGAUGACCCUGUGGCUGAUGCAAAGGCCCGCAAAGUGGAAUACAAAGAUAAGGAUGCCGAAGAGUGGAUGUCAUUCAUGCGAGAAGUUUCUGCCGCUGAGCAAGAAAGUCGCAUGAUCAUUGAAGAAGAUAAAGAAGAAGCAGCCUUGACAACUCAGAUUGAACAAGCCAAUGAGCAGAUUGCUUGCUUAGAACGAGUUGUAGAACUGGAUAAGAAGAAGACUACACAGCUUAAGGAAAGAGGGAAUCCAAAAUUAGAUUCAGAUGACAGUGAAGAUUCCAGUGAUGAAGAAUUUGCUCCAGUUAUUUGGAGAACAAAAAAUUCUCUUAUCUAGUUUGCUGUACUGUAUAUAUUGUAAUUGCCUCAAAAUUUAAAAAAAAAUUCAGUAUACAGUAUUCUCUUUCUUUUUAUUCCAUAUCUUACAUUUUGCAGUACAUGUCCUAACAGUCAUUAACCUUAUUUCAAUAUUACCAGCUGCUGCUGGAGGAUAGACUACUGUAUAUCUGCAAGGAGUUUUAGGUAUAGUAUUGCAAUAUGGUGUUGCUAUUAAGAAAUUGUUUCUUCUUUUCUUUUUCUUUCUUAAGAAAAUAAUUAUAUUUUGUUGAACACAAGAGCAGUAUUUUAUUUUAAUUAAACAUUUAUAGUACUGUACUUAGAUUAAUAAAAUAUGGAGUUGUCCUUGAUGCUUCACUAAAAUUAAUUAGGUGGUUUGUGGAGGAUGGCUGAGAGUAUGUUAUGAAUUGUGCACAUAUGGUAUGGGAUUAAGACCAUAAAUGUUAUCAUUAAAUAAGCAGAUGUUACUUUUACUUUUAUCCUCUCCGCCACUGAUCGGCUCAUUAGCUGCUUGGGCAGUCGGUCACAUUUCUAAUAUGCACUGUUGGCAAUUACUGGGCAUGAACUGGCUCUUGAAUGUAUCUGAACCUGCUCCAGUGUUGGUCAAGUCUGGUCUUGAAACAGCUCGCACUCGGUGCUGUCACAACACACUCUGGCAGGUUGUUCCAAGAGUUCACAAUUCUCACUGAGUAUUGCUAUCAGGUUUCAACACUUACAGGUGUAAUUAUGGCCAGUUGAUGAAGUACAGUACACAGGUAAUUUUGUGGGAGUAAAUUUAUUGUUGUAGAUGUUUGAAAAGCACAAGUGAUAAUAUUGAUAGCUGGAAGUUGGUGUAUAGUGAUAGUUUUUUCUUUCUUUAGUCCUAUCAUGGUAAGUCAUAAGUUAAAUACCUUAUAUAGUGUCUUAUAAUCUCCUGUGAACACUGUUAAUAUAUCAUAAAACAGUGAUAAAUUGGUGUAAGUACAUAAUACUAUAAAAGCUACUUAUCCCAAGCUCAUAAGUUAUAUACAACUUAUAAUUGUAUUGCUAUAUAAGUGUGUUGACUUCCAUAACUCCCUAACCAACCACUUGUUUAUUACAUUAUUCUCCUGUGCUUUCUCUGGUUCAUCAUUUUUUGCCUUCUAAAAAUUAUCCACUGUCUUAUUACUUAAUAAUGCUUAAUUCUUACUCAGUUAAAAAUGGGGUUUAAUAAUGUGCUCCAAGCCUUAAAAGAAAGUUAAUCUUCCAUGGAGCAUGUGGACAUCUAUCCAUAGAAUUGCAUUAUAAUGUGUAUUAUUUUUUUUUAAAUAAAGUGAUUUAUUCUUAA